GACUACGCGUCUUUCGGUCGGGACUUGGGGCAGGUUUGGCGGCAGGCCUUAAGCGAGGCCUCACCUGCAAAGCAGCAGGAGCCAAAGGACCCUGUGCCUGUUGGAUCAAAGAGUCCGACAUCUUCAGAUGAGAUUUUGGAGGUCACUUCCGCCCUGCUGCUCAGCUUUUUUGGCCACGGAACAGACGGCCACGAUCUUUUCCUCUGGGAGCGGCCCUUGUCCUUCAACAAGUGCAUCCAGCAGGAGGUGCUCCAACUGCAGGCCGUCUGGAGCUCCGUCGGCGAUGUGCUCCGGGCGGGAAGCGGCGCGUCCCCUUCCGCGAGACUUUGGAGUUUCUCCACCCCGGACGAGCAAGUUACUCAUCAAGAAGUGCAGAAGCUGGCUGAGCUGGGACAGAUCUUGCAGAAGCUUCCCGGCAUCUUGGGCGACUGCGGAUUGCACGGAACCACACGGCAGAUGUUCCAGCAGUCUCUGGCAGUUUUCAAGAAACCGCCGAAGCCGAUCCUCGGGGCCGCGGCCUCGUCCCUGCUGGCGCUGCAGCAGCACUGGCAAGGCCAGGCCUGGCAGGA
Messenger RNA from Effrenium voratum, 569 nucleotides. The record is from the annotation of a GenBank genome assembly. NCBI's taxonomy places the organism in Eukaryota, Dinophyceae, Suessiales, Symbiodiniaceae.